AUUAUAACAACAACACCUGAAACAAAAACAGAACCCUAAUUCUUUGUUACAUUUUGGUUUUUGAAGCAGCUCAAAAUUUUGAGAAGAUGAUGAGAAAAGGGAAGCUUUCGAUAUGGAAGACGACUAAAGAAAGGACGAGAUUGAAAUUUUUGGGACUUGGAGGAGGGCUAAAGUGGAAGAGAUUGAAUCUGAAGAUGACGUUUUUGGAAACUUUGAGAUACAGAAUCAUGUCUAUCAUCGAGGCUAUGGUUUUGGUAUCCAAGCUUGCUUUCUUCUUCCUCUGUUGUGGUUGUAAAUUCUAACAAAAGUUAGUUUUGAUUUUUUUGUAACUCUGUUUUUUUUUGUAUAUCUAGUUUAUUUGUAAAAUUUGUUUUUUCAUUCCUUCAAUUCAAUAUGAAAGUUUCUUAUUCAUCUCU
This is a messenger RNA of Arabidopsis thaliana (thale cress), 416 nucleotides long. RefSeq lists its product as uncharacterized. The transcript has a single exon. NCBI's taxonomy places the organism in Eukaryota, Viridiplantae, Streptophyta, Magnoliopsida, Brassicales, Brassicaceae. Bases 87 to 302 code for a protein of 71 amino acids. The record is from RefSeq and is marked reviewed.